AUGGGUGAAAUCAGAAUGGAUAAAAUUGAUAUUUCAUAUGAUAAAAAUUAUAAGAUAUAUGCUGGUCAAUCAAUUUACAUAUAUCCUAGAGGAAGGAUUGAACAUUAUAUUAAAACUCGAUCAAAAGUUGUAAGAUUAAGUAAACCUUGGGAUGUGGAGCAACCAAAAUGUGUUUUAGAAUUAGAAAAUAACAUAAAAGCUACAAUUUUACCUACAUUAGGAUCAUUAAAUUUUGUUAAAUAUAAUCAACAUAAUAAAAUGUUUUAUCAAUUUAUUCAAAAAAAAGACUUUGAUAAAAAGCAAGAAUUAAAAUGUUUAUCAAAAGUCGAAGGUGAAAAUAAAGACCAUCUUGAUGAAUUUUAUUCUAAAGCUGCUGAAUUUACUAUAAUAAAUUUUAACAAUAAAAUAAAUAUUUCUAAAAAAAUAUCAAAUGAAAUAAUUUUUGAUAGUUUUAAAAUGGACAAUUUUGGAGCAUACAUUUGUAAGGAUUCUAACUACACUAAAUUUUACAAUAAAAAUAUCAUAUCACUUGAAAAAAUUUAUUUUAUACCUGAAAAUGGGACUGAAAUAAUUUUAAAUGAUGUUAAAUUAGAAGGAAAUAUAAGUCAAUACGCUGGAUGCCAACGAUCAUAUAAACCAUUUUCUAGUACAAUCAAAAUUAAAGUAGACUUUAUAGAAAACAAUAAAUCUUCUACAGUUAUUGGUAAAUUUCCUACAUUAUCAGAAGGGAUAGAAAUUGAAAAUAAUCAAGUAAUUUAUAAAGACUAUGGUAAUAUAACAAAUAUAACAAUUCAAUGUGAAUACGAAACAGUUUUUAAUACUAUUUUUUCUACAAAACAAAAUUUUAUAUUUUAUGAUAGAAAAUUUAUUAGAUACAAAACUAAAGUUGUAAAAGAUUCUAAUAAUUCACAAUCCUUCUUCGACAAAGCAUCAAAUUCAAUGUUAUAUAUAAUAUCAUUUGUUUUAAUUGUUAUAUUUUUCUGUACAGUAAUUGUUAUUAUUGUAGUAGUAAUGAAAAAAAGAAAAAAAAGAAAAUUAAAGACAAAAAAAGGUAUAAAUAAAUCAGAUGUUUCUUUAUCGAAUUCUCUUUCAUCAGCAUCAAUUUCAACUUCAAGUCAAAUUUUAUCUCAAUCAAAUGAUUUUAGUAAGAAUGUUUUAAAAAAAAAAGGGAAAAAAAUUUCUAAUGGAAAAAUUACUUCUAAAAUAUCAGAUUUAUCAACUACUACAGAGAGUGCCUCAUUAAGUGUAUCAGCAGCUAUUGAUAAAAAAAAAGGAAGUAACUAUUUUUCUAAUGAUAAUAAAUUUAGAAUUACGGCCAAAUAA
Messenger RNA from Strongyloides ratti, 1323 nucleotides. RefSeq lists its product as hypothetical. The transcript has a single exon. The coding region runs from base 1 to 1323 and encodes 440 amino acids. The record is from RefSeq and is a predicted model, not a curated record. Lineage: Eukaryota; Metazoa; Nematoda; Chromadorea; Rhabditida; Strongyloididae.